Messenger RNA from Diversispora eburnea, 253 nucleotides. Lineage: Eukaryota; Fungi; Glomeromycota; Glomeromycetes; Diversisporales; Diversisporaceae. The record is from the annotation of a GenBank genome assembly.
AUGCGACAUGCUUUGCAAACAACCGACGAGACGAAUCAAAAUUUAUAUAAUAUGUUAGAAGUCCCUAGUAUGGAAAGAAGUUUUAUGUCUGCUUCAUCAACAGAUGAUUCUCAUUUACAAACACUGGAAUUAGGUCUUGAAGAAGCAUCUCAGCCCGGAGAAAGACAAAGCCAUUUAUACGAUGAAUUAAUGACAAUAAAUAUAACACGAAGCUCAAGUGAAGAAUCGCAAAAUUUAUCAAAUUCCUCUGGCA